Poecilia latipinna (sailfin molly) is the source of this 1591-nucleotide messenger RNA. RefSeq lists its product as uncharacterized. Lineage: Eukaryota; Metazoa; Chordata; Actinopteri; Cyprinodontiformes; Poeciliidae. The transcript has 2 exons. Bases 1 to 1200 code for a protein of 399 amino acids. The record is from RefSeq and is a predicted model, not a curated record.
AUGAGGCAGCUGGAUGAUAUGUUUGGUACAAAUCGUCAACUUAGUGCUAAACUUAGAAACCAGAAAGAUAUGAUGAGGAAAAGAGUCUCAGAGAGAAACCAAAGGAAGAACUCAAUGUUUUCUGUUAAAGUUCAGACGGAUACACAAGAACGCCCACAGCAGAAAACCGUCCAUUAUCGAUCUGUUUUGGUACAAACGGAGAUGGACAAAGAGGAAACCAGCCAUCGGUUACAAUCAGACUGUCGAACGAUUUCGACGCAAACGGAAAUCGAUGUGCUGGAAACCUUGAAACCAGUCAGCCGAACGAUUUCAACUCAGAUGGAGAUCGAUGUGCUGGAAACCAGCUAUAGAUUAGAACCAGUCCAUCUAACAGUUGAAUUGGAAACAGUCUGUAAAGAAGAUUCUGAACCAAACAGUGAAGUACAAAAAGGUCCAGUACCGGAAACAGUUGAGGUUCAGACAGCCUCCCUGAAAGAUGAGAGUCAUGGAAAAGAAACAGAGAUCGCUACAUUACAGCAGAUCAGUGAGGAAGAAGCUGUUUCUGUAAACCAACCAGAUGGGGACCAGCAAGACAAGAAAAAACCAUCGAGGAAAGCUAAAUGGAGGAUCAAGAGAAAGGCAGCAAUUAAAGCUGCCUCUGAAUUAAAAAACCUCAACAAGGAUAAAGUUUCAGUCCCAGAAAUAGUCAGCGAUCAGACAGCCACCAUCAUAUCUGAGAUUCGUAAAACAGAAACAGCGAUUGUUAAACCAGAGCUGGCAACUGAACAUGAAAUCGCUAAAAUAGAGCAAAGUGAGUUCCAGCAGGAUGAAGAAAAUAAUGAGACAUCAAUACCUGAUUCAGAAACGAUACCAGAGAUCCUCGAGAUAAUUUCUGAACAGAUAGAGACCAAACUUUGCUCUAUUCCAGAAGACGUCACUGGUGAGUUUCCAGUAGUUAUCGCAGAAGUGGAGAGCGGCCUGCUGGAAGAACAAAGGACACCACCUCCACAGAUGAAGGAAGAUGAGAUCCAAACAACAUCCCAGAAAUCAGAACCUCUAGCAGCCAAAGAGUCAGCUGAACAAAAGUCGGAACAAGAAGAGAGUCCCAGGAAGAGGAUCUCACUGUGGAGGAGAAUUAAAAAGGCUUUAACGCCAAAAUCUAUAUGUGCCCAUUCAAAGAUAGGCGUUAACAGUGCAGACAUCAAUAUAUGUCUCAACUAAAUUCGAUUUAAAAGGGGGGUGGGGCCACGUGUGUUUUGGGUAAUUGGCGGGAAUUGGAAAAAGAGCUGCUGUUAUUGCUAAUUGGACAUAUUAAUAUAAAAAAGACAGGACUGCACAAUGGGAAAUGUCUCCCCCUGUAGGUGUGGGUUCACUCCGGGUGCGUCGGCUUCCCAACAUUCAACAUGUUCAUCCUUUGUAAAAUUUGUACUUCUAAUUCUAAACAGAAAAUAAGACAAUCACAUUUAUUAAUUAAAGGGAUAUUUAGGGAAAAAAAUUAAACAACAUGGAACAAAAAGAGCAUUUUAGAAGUCUAACCUAUACAAAUUGGGGAAAAAAAAUUGCAAACUAUCUUUCUGGGCAAAAGAUAUAUAUAUCUAUAUCUAAAUUGUUC